AUGUAUUGGAUCGACAAACCCAUCGUUUGGCACAUGUCCCGUGUGCCUGCUGGCUACGACUUCGAUGCUAUGACGGAGUACGAGCGCGGAAUACUCUUCACCAAAUGGCGUAGUUGGUGGUCAGCGGAUUUGGACUAUGCCCAAACCACCGUUAUCUUCUUCUGUACCGCCAUACUUGCAUCGGCCCUCCUAAAUGUUCUGGGCUGGGUUCGUGCUCACGACUUGAGCGUCGGCGGUCCCCGCGUCACUCUUUGGAACAAAACGACGGCAUUAUUGCGCUACACCACUUCCCGCCAAUUUUAUUUCAGACCCACCAAUUGGUAUACUCCGCCGCUUGCUGCGGUCAUUGGCGUUUCUGCGUUGGCUAUCUUUACCCUCGCCUUGACCCUCGCUGUUCGACCGUACUACUGGCCCAAUCAUGCAAUGGGAAUGAGUCCACCAAUAGCCACUCGCUCUGGGUGGAUUUCCUUAGCUAUAAUGCCAUUUAUGAUCGCCUUCUCGACCAAGAUAAACUUUGUUACCAUAUUGACGGGCACAUCUCAUGAAAAACUGCAAGUUUUCCAUCGCUGGGCAGCCUUCUUCAUGUAUAUCACUUCCCUCGUCCACACUUUCCCCUUCAUCGUCAAUAUGAUCAAAAUGGGCAUGAUGGAAGCCAUGUGGAAAGAGACUUCGUUAUACUGGACCGGCGUUGCUGCGCUCGUUCCGCAAACGUGGCUCAUUGCCAUGUCAUGGGGUCCUAUUCGCAGUCGCUACUACGAGUUCUUCAAGAAGAUGCAUUUUAUCGCUGCCGGAUUCUUCAUGGCAGCACUAUUUUGUCAUGUCGACUGGAUCUUCACAUCAUGGCAUUAUUUCUACGCGACCGCCGCUAUAUACACGCUCGCAUGGCUAAUCCGCGUCAUCCGCACCCUUUAUCGUACUGGUUUGGGAUUGCGGGCAACAAUUGAAGACGCCGGCCCUGAUCUGAUCCGUAUAAGCAUUACUGCUGGCAGAUUCAAAUGGUACCCUGGCCAGCACGUCUUCAUUCGCAUCCUGGGGCUCAAUGUCCAUACCUUCACAUCGCAUCCAUUCACAAUUGCCUCGGUUGCUGCUGCCGACAAAGCUGAUUCCAACGUCGAGUUGGUAUUGCGUUCGAGAGGAGGACUGACGCGGGCUCUCCAGCGACGCGUUGCUGGAAAGGCGGGCUGGUCUACUCGCGUUGUACUUGAUGGACCAUACGGUGGUCUGCACUCGCCGCGAACGUUGGAGAAAUACGAGCGGGUUGUGUUUCUUGGUGGCGGAACCGGGGCGACCUUUACUCUUCCGAUUUUUGCGGACUUGAUAGACAAGCUCAAGUCGGCUCCUGCAGUCAAACAAAUCGAUUUCGUGGUCGCCGUCCCUGAUGUUGACAACUUUGCGUGGAUGCAGUCCCAAGUUGCUUCCCUUGCCAACGGAGGGACUGCGGAGACGACUGUGAACGUCCGUGUGCAUUACACUCGAACUGAGUCGGACAAGGAUGUCAAGGACAGCGAAUCGGAGGUCGUAGAAGCUUCCGCGGGUCUUGUUUCCCUCUACGGACGGCCUAUUACUGGAGAAAUUGUUCGCGAGGCUCAUGCGAAUGCAAGUAGCGUGGCGGUUAUCGCCUGUGGCCCCGAUAGUUUCCUAUAUGACACCCGUAAUGCUGUUGCUGACUGCGAGCUCGACAUCGCCGAUGGGUUUGGCGUGUGUAAGGACUUGUUCCUGCAUACUGAAAACUACAGCUGGUGA
This is a messenger RNA of Mycena indigotica, 1743 nucleotides long. RefSeq names its product Ferric-chelate reductase. Bases 1 to 1743 code for a protein of 580 amino acids. The transcript is spliced from 11 exons. The record is from RefSeq and is a predicted model, not a curated record. Gene Ontology annotation, biological process: iron ion transport; intracellular iron ion homeostasis; copper ion import. Gene Ontology annotation, cellular component: plasma membrane. Gene Ontology annotation, molecular function: ferric-chelate reductase activity. Lineage: Eukaryota; Fungi; Basidiomycota; Agaricomycetes; Agaricales; Mycenaceae.